UCCGGAGCGGUGAGGCCCUGCCUGUCCCCAGGUCCCCAGCCGGCACUGUUCUGCUUCUCGGUGCCGCCGGCAGGUACCACGAGUCCUCCUGCAGUGCUGCUGUUGGCACACAGGGGAAAAUCAUUAACUGGCAGCGAGGGGGCCACCUGAGCCGGGACAGGCCCAGCGCCAUGGACUCAGGUCCGGACACCAAGGGGCGCGGUAGCCCCGCCUGUUCCGAGGACUCCCAGAGCCCUGCGCGCCCCAAGGAGCCCGAGAGUCCCCAGAGCCCUGAGCACUCCGCGCCCCCCGCAGACCCCGUGGAACCCGCGGACCCCACGCACCCUGCGCUCCCGCAGCUCCCGCGCCGCCCGCGGCUCCUGGGCGAGGCCCAAGCGCCCGAGGAGGACGCAGCGCCGGUGGCGGCGAGGGGCGGUGAGCCGGGACCCGCGGACCUCACGGCCCCGUCCCAGUCGCUGUCCCUGUCGCCAGGACCCAAGGCUGAGAGCAGCAGCGCCCCGCACAUCGGCUUUAUGCCCGAGCCCCCGCCCUACGCGCCGCCGGACCCAAAGGCGGUUCCUGCGCUCUUUGCACCCUUCCCGCCGCCUGUGCUGCUGCCGCCGGCGCCCGCCGCACUCUUCCCGCCUGGCCCCCUCUUCCCGCCGCCCGCAGCGCCCGGGGCCUUCGCCUUCCCCACGUACUGCAGCCCGGUGGUGGCCCCAGGGGAGCACAGGCCGCCGCCCAAGGACUACAUGACCGAGUCGGUGCUGGUGAUGCUCUUCUGCUGCCUGCUCUCCGGGCUCCUGGCUGUCGUCUAUUCCCACGAGACCCGUGCGGCGCUGGCCAGGGGGGACCUGGCCCAGGCGGAGGAGGCGUCACGCAAGGCCCGCCUGCUCGUGCUGGUCAGCCUGCUCUUCGGGGUCUUCGUGUCCACCAGCUGGGUCCUCUAUGUGGUGAUGGCCUUGUACCUGCCCUGAGGACGUGAGGGGGCUGCCCCUUUCUGUGGACUUGGAUCCCUGCGUGGCCAGCUGACGCCCACAGAGGGCAAAGGACAGGGCAGGUGUGGCCGGUGUCCGCAGCUGUGGCUGCUGCAGUGGCCCUGGGACAGGGACACUAGAGCCUGCUCCAAGGUGAGAGAUUGCGGCAGGACUGAGCCCUCUGUGCAGAGCUAUCUGGACGCGCUCAUGACCUCCAGCCCUGCCUGGUGGCAGACCUGUCCUGGGAGAAGGACAGUGGCCACUUGCCUCCGCCUGGCAGCUGCUGGAGUUGACAGGGGCAGGGGACAGCUGGCUUCCUACUAACCCCACGCCCGGAAACUGGGGCCCAGGUUUGCUCAGUCCACCGGGAGUGGCACCCUGGGUGACUUCCAGGGGACCCCAGCCAGCAUCUGUCCACAGCUGGGCUUGGUGCCUGGCCCAGCCCUUGUGAGGCACCUCUGGCCCUGGACAUCUCUGCUGUGGUGCAUACUGAGCUGUGACACUGCCAGAGCCACCAUCGCUGAUGGCUUUGCUAGGACCAUGCUUGCUCUGCCCUGCCAGCUCCUACCCAGUCCGCGUCCCUGUGACAAUCCUGAUGCCCACGCUGGGGUUGAGGAGGCCGGGUCUGGCCCCGUCUGGGGGCAGGGCUGGAGCAGAUCAGAGGAGAAUACUUCUCUAGGGCUUGGCCCUAGCCAGAAAUGCCCACCGCGGCUCCUCACGGACCUUUCUCUAGCACUGGGGACUGAGCCCAGCCGCAUAUGUGGCUGGACUCAAACACAAAUCAGAGCGGAAAACCCAUGUAGCCUGGCGCUGGGUGGUAACCAUGCUUGAAUCUCCUGGGGACCUGAUCAGAAUUCGAGUUGUGCUCCUUACUGAGCCCAGAGUUCUGCGUUUCUGAUGAGCUCUGUCUGAGGUACGGAGGACAGAGGCUAAGCUCCUCCAUGCUGGACCUGGUGGUGCAUACCACACCUGUCAUCCCACACUUGGGAGGCUGAGGCAGGAGGACUGCCAUGAGUUGAAGGGCAGCUGAAGGGUCCUAAACUACUCAGCCAGACCCUGUCUCAAAACAAAAUGAAACAACUCCGUUCUCGUGGGGUCAAGCCUAUCUUUCCCGUGUGGACAGUGCUUUUCCCUGGUAGCAGGGGCCCCACUCAGAAGGCCUCCUCUAAGCUUGGCAUCUGGACACCCUCUCAAAUGACUUUCAAGUUCAGAUCUGUCCUCUGUCUGGUUGUUUUUUUUUUUUGGUCUUUUUCAUUUUUAUCGGUACCGGGGAUCGAACUCACGACCACCUGCUUGCAAGGCAGGUGCUUAUGCCGCUGAGCUAAACCCCCAGCCCCUUGUCUGGUUGUUUUUUGUGCCACCAUCACAUCCCCCAUGGGCUCCAUAGUAAGUCCUGAUUUGGGGCAGCCAGGUGCCCCUGCCAUCUUAAGAGUCAGUAUUGAAUUCUCCUGUGUGUUGGAGACAGUGUUUCCCUGUGUUGGGCUCCCGAGUAGCUGUGAGUCCGGUGCCGUCGCCAGACUCGGCUUGGCGUUUUAGGAGCAUUUGUGAGUGUGAGUGUUCCUUUCUGUGCCUGCUGUCCAUGGUGCUGGGGUGAAGCCGGGCCUCCCUGUGUGCCAGGUCAGGGCUGUGCCAGGGGGCGGCGCCUCCAGCCCUGGGGUGUGGGUGUCCACACACACGGCUGGGCUGGGGCAUAUGUGCUUUCUCAUCCAGGGGUCAACUGGGAUGGACCGUGUUUGGAGUAUGGGACAUUUGAACCUGAGGACUCACACAUGCCGGACAGUAGUUUACUGAGUUAUAUUCAGCCGGUCUUGAACUCACCAAGUAGCCCAGGCUGGCCUUGAACCUGCAGUGACUGUGUCCUCCUGCCUCAGCCUCCCAAGUGCUGGGAUUACAGGCAUGUGCUGCCAUGCUAGGCUGGUAUAAUACAGUGAGUGUUGUUUAUUAUUAUUUUUUUAAAUUUGUAACAGCAAAAGAUACACUGCCAAGAGUCCCCUCCCCUCACUUCAGAUACACUCUCCAUCGUCCAGGACAUUUUCCCCAGCAGCUCUGGAGUGUUCUUUCCUGAAGGUCUUCAGCUGUGUGGUCGUGGCUGCCUCAAUGUCCUGAAUCCAUUCAAAACAUUUCUCUUUUGGUAGGUGUGGUGGUGCACACCUGUAAUCCCAGCCUUUAGGAGGCUGAGGCAGGAGAAUCACCGAGUGUGAGGCCAACCUGGGGAACACAGAGUGCAAGGCCAGCCUAGACUCUCUAGUGAGACCCUGUCUCACAGAAAAAGAAAAGUCCCUUUCAAGGUUGUUUAGACUUUGGGGGAGGAGCCAGAAGUCCCCUGGUGCCAGGCCCAGUGAAUGCAGUGGAGGACACAGCGUCCUGUUCUCUUGGGCCUGCGUUUCCACGGAGGGACACUCAGCAGCAGUGCCCACUGUAUUUCCAGUCGCACUUGAUGAGGACCCUCGUGAAAGAGGCCUCCUGAGUUGCUGCAGACGCGGCUGGCCUGAGGGGAAACGUGCACACAGCCAGAGGAUCUGAGGGGGAUCUGUGGCAAUGCCUUUUACUGGGGUACAGUUUUAUGGAGACACCUACCCUAGAUUUCAGUCACACCAGUGACAGAGGGCACCCUCCACUCAUGGGGUCCCCGAGCUCCCAGCUCAGAGCAUGCUGGUUUCUAAGCCCUCACCACUAUGUAGUGUCUGACUACGUAGCCUGCUGGGCCAGGCUCACAGUGGCAGUGACAGUUUGGGCCUGGAUGUCCCCUCAAAGUCUCUCUGGUCUUGGCGGGCCUUUUGAAGGCAGCUACUUUAGAGCUUUUGGCUGGUUCGCUGUCUGGCGCUGGGACUGGGGAUGCGCACUGCACCCUUCCUGGGGCAAGGGCCUGCAUAGGACCUAGAGGGUAAGAGGGGCGUCCCCUUUGCCCCUUCUGACCUUGCUUGUGCUGUCCUCCCCCACCAUGAACCGUUGCCUCUGCCAUGCACCACCCUGCCUUUGAGCCGGCUGGGUGUGGCCUGAAACCUCCACAAACUGUGAGCUAAGUAAACCCUUCUUCCUUCAUUUUGGAUAUCAGGUAUUUUGUCUCAGCAAGGAGAAAUGAAACUAACAGAGGUCCACCUGCCUCAGCCUCCUCAGCAUGCACCUGAACCCCCUUCCGAUGUCACCUGGUGAGCAGUGCUGGUCAGCUCUGGCACAUGCAGGUGGCUCCAAUGCCAGCUGUGCCCACUCCCCUCGCUGCCGAGCACUUGUCCACUCCCGAGGGUGGCCACGGUGCACACAUUGGCUGGGCAGAGCUGGUACCCUCAGGAAGCUGGCCUCCUGUCUGUCUGUCUGUCUGUCUGUCGGGACCACAGACUAGCACCACUCCCUCUGUGGUGCUGGUGCCUCUCCUCUUGCCUUUUUGGUCCUGUGAAUCAGGCACACACCAAUCUGCCAGCAGGGCUCGCACUCAGGACCCUCUGCCUCAGCUUCGAGAGGAGCUGGGCUCAAGGCCGUGCCCUGUGCCUCACCCUUCCUGACCCUAGAGCUGCCUGGCCUCCAUGGGGCUCUUCAUCCAUCUCCGCCUUCCUUUCUGUGGUGUCGGCCAGGACACCACCAGCAGAUGGGUGGGCAGCUGGAGCCUCCUCUUGUGAGCUGGAAGGAGCCCCUGACAUUUCAGUGCCGAGGCUGGUGGGCAGGGUUCUCGAAGGCAGCCUUUGUCAGAUUGAAGGAAGCUUUUCAAGUCCGUGAAGGUUUAUUUAUGUAUUUUAUUUUUGUUUUUUUGAGACAGGGUCUUGCUAUGCAGUUCAGGCUGGCCUUGGGCUCACUUUGUAGCCCAGGCUGGUCUCAAACUUUCAACGAUCCUCUUGCCUCAGCCUCCUGAGUGCUGGGAUUAUAGGCAUGCACUACCACACCUCGCUUGUUUAAGUCUGUUUUUUUUUCUUUUUAUCGGUAUGGGGAUUGAACUUACGACUGCCUGCUUGCAAGGCAGGCGCUUAUGCCGCUGAGCUAAAUCCCCAGCCCCGCUUGUUUAAGUUUUGAAAUAAAAACUAUAAAUGGGUGGUGGAUAUUUCUCUAGUCUCUUUUAUGCUUUGGACAGCACCUCACUGUGUAGCCCAGGCUGGCCUUGAACGCAGGCUGACCCUCCUGCCUCAGCCAUGGGUACUGUGAUGACAGGGGGUUGCAUUCUUAGAUGGCUGCUCAGGCCCUUCGGUCCUGAGGGGUCUCCUUCCUUGCUGUACUUGAGUGUGAUCAGGGCAGUUGGGGCCAUGCUCUGGAAGCCUGAGCCCACACUGUGGCCAUGACAGCCUCGAGCAUCCUGUGCUGGUGACACCCAGGGUGGGGCCUUGGGCGGUCACUGUGCCGAUGUCCUGCUCAGGACCCUGCACCCCAACACCUGGCUCUCUGUGGGCAGGCGAUGGGGCCUGGAGCUAUGCGGUCCUAAGUGACACGGCCCUCUGGUCAUGAGUGGCAUGGGAAGGGAGUGCCCGGCGUGCUCUUAUGCUGGUGGGCCGCAGUGUGAAGGCCUGGUGUGGCACUGACCGUCCCGGCCCAGCUCAGGUCUGGUCUCCAGGCACUGCUGGUGGGCCAAGGACUUCAGAUACCUGGCACCGGCGUUCACAUGCAGACCGGCCUGUCACUGCCUGGCCCACCCUUGCUGGGGCCACUGACAUUCUGGUCACCAAGCAAGCUGGGCUGGGGAUGGUGUCACUGCUUGUCAAGCCCACCACUCUGGAGGCUGAGCCAGCAGAAUCACUAAUUAAUUCAAGCCCAAAGUCUGGGUAACUGUGGACCCUGUUUCAAAGUAGUAACUUGGGGCCCGGGAUGUAGCUCAGUGGUACAGUGCCCGCCUGGCAGUGUGAGGGGCCCUGAGCUUGAUUUCCAGUAACCAAACCAAACCAAACCUUAGCGUUUUUGCUGGGUGUGGUGUCACACACGUCAUCCCAGUCCUCAAGAAGCUGAGGCAGGAGGAUCACCUGACUUUGAGGCCAUAACAAAACCUUAUCUCAAAACACAAACAAAAAAAUACAAAAUCCUCCUGAAACAAACAAAACCGAAAUGGGCUGGGGACGUAGCUCUGUUGUGGAGGACACCUAGGCUCCACUCUCUGGACCACAAUUAAAAGCCCAAACCCCAAGCCCAUGCCAGGGCGAGAAGUGUGCCCCUCCGCCUUCCAGGGCAGCGCAGGCAGGGAUGGGCUCUGGCACGUGGUUUCUGUCCAGCUGGGUAGCAGGCCUGGUCUGCUGGGUGAAUCCAGAUCACACUUCACCCCCAGGGCUGCAGCUCUGUGCUGGAGAUGGGCCCCAGGCCUUCACACUGAGCUCCACCCUGGCCUUCAGCUUGUGUCUUGAGCCAGAGUCUCUAAGUGACCACAUUGUAGUCUAGGUUCAAAUUCAUGAUCCUCCUGCCCAGCCUCUAGGUGACCACACCUGUGUACUGUGCGUGACUUGAAGCUCUUCCUGGGGCUCCUUUGAAGCUGCAUGAGUACGUGGCACCAAGAGUGGCUGGUGGACACACUCCCAUGUUGAAAGAGCCUGCCAGUGCCCCUCCUUCCCACCAUGGUCUCUCAGACCCUCUGGGGCCAAGGGCAGCACCCCCAGCCA
Molecule: messenger RNA, 6520 nt
Organism: Cavia porcellus (domestic guinea pig)
Lineage: Eukaryota; Metazoa; Chordata; Mammalia; Rodentia; Caviidae
Gene: Prrt1b
Product: proline rich transmembrane protein 1B
Exons: 4
Coding region: 171-956 (261 amino acids)
Cellular component (GO): membrane
Source: RefSeq, a predicted model, not a curated record